Messenger RNA from Salmo salar (Atlantic salmon), 5035 nucleotides. Lineage: Eukaryota; Metazoa; Chordata; Actinopteri; Salmoniformes; Salmonidae. The record is from RefSeq and is a predicted model, not a curated record.
AGGAUGAAAUGGUAUGAAUAAAUUCAUCAAAAUAAUGUUUUUAAUGAAAAUAUGUCAAUCAUUAUUUGAAUAUGUUGGUAACCCGUUGUAUAAAAGUUAUAAUGCCCUUGAAGCCGGUGUUUUGAAGGGUAUAUUGGCACAAUUUGCUAACACCCCUGCCAAUAUACCUGCCUUCUCUGGCAUUAUCACUUAAUAUUAUGUCCUGUGUGCUUUAUAGCCUACAGUACAGGCUAUCAGUUGAAACAGGCUCUCUGUUUCCAUGUCCAGUACAGUAAGAUGUGUGAGGGGUGGAGGUUGACUUUGUUCUCUGUCACAGUUAGGAUCAGGGUGGAGUGCCGUUUCCUCCGUUGUUUCCUAGACCCCCUCCCCCCUUUCCUCUGUCCGAGUCACACAGCUGCAGACAGCCUACACACACCGGACCUCCACUCACUCUUCAGGCAUGCUUUUGACAAGAAAAUGGGUAUAGGAAGGAUCCAUUUGGUCACCUUUCGAAUCUCCGGGAUAAGAUCAACUGUAUUUCUUGCUACCAGGUGAAUGGAGUGAAUGUGCUGCUGUGUGUUUCUGGUAGUAUCAGUCAGUCAACCCACUGUGGAUCUGGAGUGUGUCGGCCCAGCACAGCCUGCAUUUAUCCUGCUUGAGUGGAUUUUAACUAACCUGCCUGCCUGCCUGUCGUGCUCUCCUUGUCAGAGGCAAACCAUUUUGCCAGAGCCUGCUGUGCCUGUGUGUAGGACAACCAGGGGAGUGUAUAUGUUACAGACAACUGUGUUUAGCAACUCAUUCUUUGGACAUCAUGAACUGAAUCCACUGGUUUUUGUAACUUCCCGAGGAGAUGGAUGUACAUGGUUUGGACCUGACCUCUGGACUUUGAUGUUUUGUCCUUAUGUGGCUUAGCAGCCUUCUGUGGGUCUCUGCACUGUCACAGCCGACCCCCGCCCCUCCCUACCUAGGGUGUUGGGAUUGACUAGGGACAAGUGUUUGAGUUUUUAAACACAACCUUCUGCUUCCUCAUGGCAUGCUGCCUCAAGUCCCACCACCAUGGAAGCUGGACCCUGACCUCUCACCCAGUUGAUGAAGUUGACCACCUGCACACCACGACGGAGGGAGAUGGGGACAGCACCCCUCUCCCAUUCAAGGGCAAGGGCAAGUUCUCUACCCUUGGCAAGAUCUUCAAACCAUGGAAGUGGAGGAAGAAGAAAAGCAGCGAGAAGUUUACGGAAACUUCAGAAGUUCUGGAGAGAAAGAUGUCGAUGAGGCGACCGAGGCAGGAGCUUAUAGAACAGGGAGUGCUGAAGGAGCUCCCGGAGAAUGAAGGGGACGAUCCUCACAGCCCCAAACAGCCCUACGUGAAGAAUGGCCACACCCUGCCUGUGGGUGGAGGUGGUGGAGGGGGCAGAGGGCAGGAGAACCAGACAAGACCCCCCUCAGACUCUGGGAUGAACCCCUCAGACUUUAAGAUUAACCCAGCCUGGCUGCCCCAGCCAGAGGACCGCAGGGUCCGCUUCCCCCCAGAGGUAGACCGCCAUGGGGACCAGGGUGGCCCCAGAGGCUCCGGACAUCAGGAGGAGGGCCGGCGAGGAGGUGGAGGAGGACGGUCCCAGGGGGAGGGGAAGUCUAACAUUGCCUGGCAGGGCAGGUGCAGGGGAUCGGGACAGGAGGAGUGUAGACGUGGGGGCAGACUACACCCUUCUGACGGAGACAAGCGGCCGGGCCUGCAGAAGGCGCCAUCAGAGGACGGAAGGAGGAGUCGCCCCUCUGAGACAGCAUGGAAGCCCGCCCUCCCCCGGCACGCGUCCGCAGAGGAGGGAAGGGCCCAUAGAGAAUCAGAUAGCCAUUUUGUUCCUGACCCAGAUUCGCUGCGGGAUACUCUCCGAGAGUUGCUGCCCCCCAAACAGUCUGUUAUGCCCCCCAAGUGGCUGAUGAGCUCCACCCCCGAGCCCGGCAGCGAAGGGUCACCCUCACCCCACACCCCAUCUAAUCACCCUGCAACCACAUACUCUUCCUCCUCCUCUUCUUCCUCUGCAGUAGCAAAGCCUGCCCGAACUGUCUCCUCUGCAGGCGCCAACACCCAAUCUUCAGCAAUAGUGUCCCUUGCGCCAUCCUCCACCCCCCAGGCGACCAAGCAGCCUCCCCUCCCCCUGCCCAAGCCCGUCAACAGGGGCAUUAAUGCUGCCAUGUUGGGCAACCUCACCCAGGCCGGUACCAGCCUUGUGCCAACUAAGCCCUCCCCACCGAUGCCCCCCAAGAGGACCACCCCUGUCACAAAGCGCAACCCGGAGGACCCUCUGCGUCCACCCAGUCUGUCCCCCCCUCCCCCCCUGCUUUCUCCUGAGGACCAUCAUAACCACUCAUUGGGCUUCCAGAUGCCUCCCCCGUCCCCGCCCUUACCCAACUACAUCCCCCCUUCUCCCCCCGCCAGCCUGCACGCGCACUACCUCCACCACCAGCACUCCUACCAACAUCCCAUCCCCCAGCCCUUGCUCUUUGACCCCCCAGCCCCACCAGUGAGCCCCCCCAGCAGGACUGAGGAUGACUACUCCGAGGAGGAUUAUGAUGAUGAUGAUGAUGAUGAUGAUGAUGAUGAAGAGGAGGAGUACGACGGGGAGCUUCCCCAGCCAGAACUGGAGCCACGGAGCAGGAGGUGCAUGGUGGGAGAGCCCAGCAUCAACAUCAUCCCCGAGGGGCCCAACAGCAGUGAGGAGGAGGAGGAGGAGGAAGAAGAGCAGGACCUGCAAAGGGAAGACAGCGACUCAGACGGGCCAGUGCUCUAUAAAGAUGAAAAUUCAGACGAGGAUGAGGAGGAUGAGCCUCCACCCAGUGCUUUGGCCAGCAGGGUCAGAAGGAAAGACACGUUAGCUUUGAAACUGAGUAACCGACACGCCCCAGAGAAACAUGCUCGAGAGGACAAGUCCAGCGGUCACACCGAACGACGCACUCCGGGACACACACCAGGUCACACACACCAAGGGUCAACAGGGCUGACAUGGCAGAGCAGGGAGCAAUGGGAGGCCAUACGCACACAAAUAGGCUCUGCACUCACAAGGCGUCUCAGCCAGAGACCCAGUGCAGAGGAGCUGGAGCAGAGAAACAUCCUUCAACCCAAGAACCAGGUAGACAGGCAGGCGGAGGUCAGAGAGAUCAAACGUAGACUCACCAGGAAGCUGAGUCAGAGGCCCACGGUUGCUGAGCUACAGGCCAGAAAGAUCCUGCGCUUCCAUGAGUAUGUGGAGGUCACCACAGCCAAUGAUUACGAUCGGCGAGCGGACAAGCCCUGGACCAAGCUAACACCUGCUGACAAGGCUGCCAUUCGGAAGGAGCUCAAUGACUUUAAGAGCUCUGAAAUGGAGGUUCAUGAAGACAGUAGGAUCUAUACAAGGUUCCACCGACCUUAGCAUCCACCCCAUACUGGAAAGCACUUACUUAACCAGUGGCCGGCAGAGUCUCUGGAGAGGAGUCGCAGGGUCUUGGUGCUCCCUAAACAGACUUCCCUUUUAUGUUGCUGAAUGUACUGUACAGAUCAUCAAGGAAGGCCCUGGAAUUGACUGAAUGGAAAACAGGGGGACUGAGGACCAGAUGCAGUAUUUCUAUCGGACAGUAGGGGGUACCAAGUGCCAACAAAGUGAAGAGGUGGCAGCGGGGCUUGACUGAGAGGGCUGACUGGGAGCCACUCUGCCGAUGUGUGUUAUCCUUCAGGGUUCCACUGACGACGACCUUUUGCCACCUCUUUCGAUGUUGCCUUUUUUCUGAUUUUACUCUGUAUGGCACAGUUAACCCAUGUUGCAGAGAUGUAAAUGUAAUAACAUUACAGUAAUAAUAGUCAUAAUAAUGACAGCUACAAUAAGAAACACAUUAAUAAUAAAUGUUAGAGACAAAGCUGCAGAAAGAGAAUGAGGAGGAAGACGACUGUGGGAUUUGCCAUUCCCAAAACUGGAAAAGCUCUGGGAUUUUUGUGUACUUGUGUAUAGAUUUCUGUGAUUUCUUAGACUGAAACUUGAGAGUUCUAAUAAUGACAACUGUAAUUAAUGCAUAAUAUUUUGAUCACAUCAGAAAUUACUGCUUUUAUUGAACCUGUUUUAUAGUGUGCAUUUUUACAUUUUAAUCAUUUAGCCGACACUCAUCCAGAGUGACUUACAGGAGCAAUUAGGGUUAAGUGCCUUGCUCAAGGGCACACCGGCAGAUUUUUCGCCUAGUUAGCUUGGGGAUUCGAACCAGCGAACUUUCGGUUACUGGCCCAACGUUGUUAACAGCUAGCCUGCCUUGCCUGUAUUUAUAUUUCGCUGUGACGUGGGGUGAGCGUUUGAGCUUUAACUAGUCAUAGGAAAGAACACAAUGAGGAGGUAGUUGGUGUGCUAUUCUUUUUUUUAUAUGUUUCGUAAUUUUUUUGCCAGGCCCUGAUCCCCAUGCUGACAGUAGAAUGCUGUUUUUUCAUAUCGCAGAUUUCUUCAUUUCGCUGCAUGAGCCAACACACAGUGCAAUUAUUGAAUCAACAGUUUUUUUUAUUUACGCUUUUUUAUUUGUGUUUUUUGUACUUCUCUACAUAGGUCAAACCAUGCAAUGCUGCAAAUAAUAGCUGUUUUAAAAUGCUAAGAUUAUGAUGAUGGCAUCUUAAAUAAAACAAAAGUUAAAAUGUUACAAAUCUUUACAGAAUGUAUCAAAGUCCAGUUAGCGUAGAUCAGGAUUUGAUGAAAAAAACAUAAUUAGUGGAUUUCACGGUUGACAGGGAAUUAUUUCAACAGGAAAAUACUUUUUUAUCUGGAGAAAUGUUACAUGCGUUGUAUUCUGGCCAGUAGAUUACAGUCCUUUAAUGUACAGAUGCAUUUAGGUUACUGUUGUGUAUAUAUUGUUCUUCCUUAUUAUUUGAAAAUAUAUGUUAACUAUUAUAGGUUGCUAUUUUUCUAAGCACAAAAUAUUACUGUAUGAUUAAACACUACAACAAUGGGAAUCUUUAAGUGUUCAGUUUUACUUCGUUUUUUUACGAAAUGUGGAAUUUUAGUAACUGCCUGUAAAUAGUGACCUAUAAUUAAAAACCUUAAAUCAC